Protopolystoma xenopodis is the source of this 342-nucleotide messenger RNA. Lineage: Eukaryota; Metazoa; Platyhelminthes; Monogenea; Polystomatidea; Polystomatidae. The record is from the annotation of a GenBank genome assembly.
AUGAUGUUACUUCGCUCUUAUGAUGUCCGUCAUGUGACGGACGAAAGCUUAGCACCUUUUCAGCCUAAUCGAAGGAGAUUGCCUCGGAAACAGCGUCAGGAUGAAUCUUCCAGUAAGGCCAAUCGACAACUGGUCAAGAGGAUUCCGCCGUUGUCUUCUGGUAGAACCGGCCUUCGAAGGUGUUCGGAGCAGCGACUCGAAUGCUGGUCCCACCAGAAGACGACGGUGGAUUCCGCUUGUCCAACUGUCGAUUGGCUUUGUUGGAACAUCAUUGCUGACUCCCUUUAUGAGGCAAUUUUCUUCGAUUCCGGUUGCCGUAGAGCUAUACAACAGCUGUUCUGA